This is a messenger RNA of Diaporthe amygdali, 1866 nucleotides long. Its product is annotated as FHA domain-containing protein. Gene Ontology annotation, biological process: negative regulation of septation initiation signaling; ubiquitin-dependent protein catabolic process; protein ubiquitination. Gene Ontology annotation, molecular function: protein binding; ubiquitin protein ligase activity. The record is from RefSeq and is a predicted model, not a curated record. Gene Ontology annotation, cellular component: cytosol; mitotic spindle pole body; cell division site. The transcript is spliced from 3 exons. Lineage: Eukaryota; Fungi; Ascomycota; Sordariomycetes; Diaporthales; Diaporthaceae. Bases 1 to 1866 code for a protein of 621 amino acids.
AUGUUUACGUCUCCUGCACCUGCGGCACUGACCGGUUCUGUUUCCUUGGCAGCCUCAUCUCCAUCCAUCUCUGCCUCCGCUUCAACAUUCCAUCCAACGGCCUCGACCUCCAGGACAAGGAGGGGUCUGAGUUAUCUCCGCAAUUAUACACACCAGCACUUGCUAUCGAGGGAUCACAACAGUGCCUCUUCGCCAACCAAUACGACAGAGUCUUCCUCCCGGCCCCGGCCAGGCCUCACGCGAUCAACCUCUCACACUCCUAGGACCUCAAAUACGACCUCGACUACCUCGACCGCCGACGACCUUUCGACUGCCUCGCGCCGUUUCACGCUAGUGCCUGCUUUGUCCCAUCCCUUGGGUCCAUCAUCGAGGUCCACUCCCGAGGACUUAGAAGAGACAGACGAUUCCGCUGCUGUGCAAUCCACCUACGUCGGGGCGCCUCAUCCGGGGACCGCCAUCACUACAUCAGCAGAGCCAGAGCCACUGAGCCGUCGCAGCAUGACGCGGUCGAGAUCCGCGACGACAGGUACUGCAAUGGCCACCCCCGCCAACGAUACCGCCGAAGGUGGCAACCCCGGCGGCGUUUUGCCCUCCAUUCGAUUUUCCGUCUUCGUCGACCCUCGGAGUCAGCGACCGUCCCUGCACUUCUCCCCAAUAGCCCGCACGCUGCCGAGCGGAUCUGAGAUUAUACGUGUCGGUCGCUAUUCCGAGCGAGACAGCCAGCCAGCCGUUCCAGCGAAUGUCCCGUCGGCCGCACCAGUUGGCUUCAAGUCCAAGGUCGUGAGCCGACGCCACUGUGAGUUUUGGUAUGAAGAGGGAAAAUGGUACAUCAAGGAUGUCAAGAGCAGCAGCGGCACGUUCCUAAACCACAUACGUUUGAGUCCGCCCGGCCAGGAAUCCAAGCCUUUCCCGGUAAACGACGGAGACGUGGUGCAGCUGGGAAUUGAUUUCAAAGGGGGCGAGGAAAUGAUAUUCCGUUGUGUCAAGAUGCGGCUCGAGCUGAAUCGCGGCUGGCAAAACAAGCUGAACAAGUUCAAUAUGAACUCGCACAAGCGCCUGUGGAACAUGACCAAGACUGAGGGCGCCGGGGGCCAGAACUAUUCCCAGGACUGUUCUAUCUGUCUGAACUCGAUCGCUCCCUGCCAGUGUCUUUUCGUGGCACCGUGCUCCCACACAUGGCACUUCAAGUGUAUUCGCAGCCUCUUAUCAUCACCGCACUACCCCAUUUUCAUUUGCCCGAACUGCCGUGCAGCUGCGGACCUAGAAGCCGAGGUGGAGGAUCCCGAAGACUGGGAGCAGCUGGAGGACGAGGUGGAGAGCAAGGAUGGCGAAGACCCAGAGGGUAGCCGCUCAAAGGGACCUCGUCUGGAUCCUGCCCCUGUUGACGUGCCUAGACAAUCCGUGGAUAGAAUAAGGACAUCGCUGGAGCGUGCGAGGGCAACUGCGGCCGAACGAGCAAGGACCUCGAUUGAACGCUCACGGUCACGAACGAACGUACCGGCAGCGGCGAACGCACCAGAGACCGAGGCACCAGAAGCAGCGAUAGCCAAUGCCGAGAGUGCUGCCUCCGCCGAGGCAGCUAUGAGUGACGGUGGGGCUAGCACGCCCUCGACGACGGCAUCUUCUCGACCCGGCGGCGAGGGAUCGCACGCAACCUCUGACCCGGUUCCGAUCAAUGGUCGCAGAACACCCAGCCCAAACAGUAUCGGUGCCCAUGUGACUAAUGGGCACGAAGGGCCUAUCACACCCAGGAACGACGCUGGUCCGUGGGUGUUUGACGGUAGCGGUGCACGGAUCGGAGUCGCACCGGCCGCUGGAGCCAGACAGAGUCUGAAUGGGGUGGUAGACACGGAGAUGGAGGAUUGA